AUGGCGGAACUAAAAUUCAGAAAGACAAAAGCUGAUGAUUAUGAUGACGUGGUGUCGAUACGCAAACACUUAUAUGACGGCAUUGAUUACAUUCCAAGUCGAUACCACGAGCUUCUGGAAUAUAACACAGGAUUCGCCGGAUUUAUCGGUAAUCUAAUGGUAUGUUUCAUGUUCUCAGCAGUCAUUGAUGACGGUAAAAGUAUUCUCAUACAAUCAAUUCGUGUCAGGAAAGAAUACGAAGGAAAGGGAGUUUAUUCUCGAUUGAGAGCAUUUUGUUUCAAGAAGCUCCUCCAUACUACCAACAAAAGUGUCCUCGUGAUAUCGCCAGAUUAUUUUGAGAAACUCCCCCAAGGAUCAGCAAAACUAGUUUUCUCUCGGUAUGCCAUGAACUUCGAAACUACGAAGGCAUCUCUCCAGUCGUUGCUCAGAUCUGGAAAUGUGUCAUCUGCUCUGGAAAAAGUUGAUGCGUUCUACUUAGGCAGGUUGUUCUUCACAAAAUCUUCAACUCAGUAUCUGUUUCCGGAGAACAGAAUCGUAGUUAAAUGGGUGCCAUACGAGAUUCUGUCGUCGAAUAUUGAUCGAAUUCUUAGAGGGCAUGAAAUGUUUGCCACUGCUUUAGCCGAACAGGAUUUCCACUAUAAAACUUGUUCACCGAUGAUUUCUGCAGUUACUGUCUACCAAUGUAAAGCAGGUACUUUGGUUAAUAUUGAUUUGUUUGGUGAACUAGAUGACGCGAGAAUUAUUUCAGACCAUGUAAAUACACAUCUAGGGAGAUGUCUGGACAAGUGUCACGAAGUCAUCGUUAUGUACGUUACAUACCAGAAACAACGGAAUACCGAUAUUCUUCUACAGGUACUGUCAAAACUGAACUGCAGAAAGGUUGGUGAGGACAUCAUGUAUGGCAUUGAAAAGCCUAUCUAA
Messenger RNA from Pecten maximus, 921 nucleotides. Its product is annotated as histidine N-acetyltransferase-like. The transcript is spliced from 3 exons. Lineage: Eukaryota; Metazoa; Mollusca; Bivalvia; Pectinida; Pectinidae. The record is from RefSeq and is a predicted model, not a curated record. The coding region runs from base 1 to 921 and encodes 306 amino acids.